AUAAAAAUAAAAAAUGGCCAUACGUUUUGAUGCAUUGAAAACCAAACAUCAACUAUUCCAUGUCUCUAUUAGUUUGGGUGUCAUACUAAUAUGUAUGACUUAUAUGCAAUAUCGACGAAAUUGGACACAUUUGGGUAGCUUUUGGGAUUCACUAAUUAUACCCAUUGUGUUCACGGGUGAAAUGCUGAAGGUAAUCUUGUGCUUCUACUAUGGCCGUUUGGAGGAUGCUACAUUGACACAGAAACAAAAACAACGUAAGGCAUCAUAUUUUACACCCAAAGAUUUGGCAUCGGGAUUGCUGUUGCAAUUCCUGUGCACCGUGUUAUAUGGAUUUAUAUGUAUUAUCUUGGGAGCACCGGUCUUGCAGAAUUAUGAACAAACAUUUGUUCUGUCGUUGCUGUUAACGCUGCUAUCGGUGUCGCCAACGGUAUUUUUGUUGGGCGGUGGUGGUGCCCUACAGGUGUGGUUUUGUGAGAAACCCGAUUUCCUUACCAAAACCGAAGAGACGGCAUUGAAUCUAUUUAAAUAUAAUGCAUUGGGUGGUAUUUUGGGUGCAUGGGCCGGGUCGAUUGUUUCACCGUUGGAUUGGGAUCGUGAUUGGCAAACGUAUCCCAUACCGAAUGUUGUGGGCGCCCUAAUGGGCAGUGCAUUGGGUAAUAUUGUGGCCUGUACCCGUGUCCUGUAUGCCACAUUUAAGGUGUAUAUGAGCAAGAAACGUUCAUAAGGCAGC
Molecule: messenger RNA, 730 nt
Organism: Musca vetustissima
Lineage: Eukaryota; Metazoa; Arthropoda; Insecta; Diptera; Muscidae
Gene: PIG-F
Exons: 2
Coding region: 14-724 (236 amino acids)
Biological process (GO): GPI anchor biosynthetic process
Cellular component (GO): endoplasmic reticulum membrane
Source: RefSeq, a predicted model, not a curated record